AUGGAAGAAUAAGAAGUUUAGAAUUAGAUACAUUAAUCAAUAUACGUCAUACAUUCGUAUAUCACUAUAAACUAGGCCAUAUUUAUUAUAAUACGAUAUAAAAAAUAGUAAAUAAUUAUUUACAAUUAAAUUAAAAUAUAACUAAUAUGCAAAACAAUAUAUAAGAAAUAUAUACAUAUAAAUUUAUUAUCUGUCAUUCUAAUAUUAAAAAUUAAGAUGUCAAAAUUAAUGGAAUGGCUUUUAUUUGCUACUUUAUUUUUUGGUAUAUGGAUUGCUGCAAUUACUAAAAAUGUUAAUUUAUCUUUUAUCGCAGAGUGGAAACAAGUUGUUCUUUUCUUUCCACUUAUUGUUUUAUUUAUAUGUAGUUUAUAUGCAGCUAUUAUUAUUUUAUAUAGAGUUUUCACAUUUAACAAUUGUGAGCAUGCAGCUAUUGAAUUACAAGAACAAAUAGAAGAAGCUAAAAAAAGAUCUUCAGAAUAAAGGUAUAGUUUUAAAAAAUAAAUGAUAAAUUUUUAUAUUCAAAAUCAAUAUCAUCUGAAUCAAAUAAUGUAAUAAUAUAUAAUUAUCGUAUUUAU
Messenger RNA from Apis florea (little honeybee), 575 nucleotides. RefSeq names its product Dolichyl-phosphate mannosyltransferase subunit 3 (gene Dpm3). The record is from RefSeq and is a predicted model, not a curated record. NCBI's taxonomy places the organism in Eukaryota, Metazoa, Arthropoda, Insecta, Hymenoptera, Apidae. Gene Ontology annotation, cellular component: dolichol-phosphate-mannose synthase complex; endoplasmic reticulum membrane. Gene Ontology annotation, biological process: GPI anchor biosynthetic process.